AUGAUUAAGUCCCUCAAUCCCAAGGUCACUACUCUAGUGGAACAAGAAUCGAACACCAAUACGACUCCUUUCCUGAACAGGUUUGUGGAGACUCUGGAGUACUAUUUGGCCAUAUUUGAGUCGAUUGAUGUGACCCUUGCAAGGGACAGGAAGGAGCGUAUUGGGUUGGAGCAGCAUUGCUUGGCUAGGGACAUGGUGAAUGUGAUUGCAUGCGAGGGGAGGGAACGGGUGGAGAGACAUGAACUGUUCGGGAAGUGGAAGUCUAGGUUCACAAUGGCUGGGUUUAAGCAGUACCCUUUGAGCUCCUAUGUCAAUUCCGUGAUCAAGAGCUUGCUUAAGUGCUACUCCGACCAUUAUACUUUGAUUGAGAAAGAUGGAGCCAUGUUAUUGGGUUGGAAAGACAGAAACCUGAUCUCUACUUCCGCCUGGUACUAA
Molecule: messenger RNA, 435 nt
Organism: Linum trigynum
Lineage: Eukaryota; Viridiplantae; Streptophyta; Magnoliopsida; Malpighiales; Linaceae
Source: the annotation of a GenBank genome assembly